AUGGCACUGCAGGUGCCAGCAGCCAACGACAGAAAGCGUGUCAAAGUCUACGAGUUAAAAGAAAGCGACUGGUUCGAUCGAGGCACCGGUUUCUGUACCGGCCAGCUCGUUAACGAUGAACCUCGUCUCUAUGUUGAAUCCGAGGAUCACCCAGAGCGCAUGCUGCUCGACACGCAGAUUAGCCGCGAGGAUGCUUAUCAGAAACAACAAGACACACUCAUAGUAUGGACGGAACCGAACGGGACUGAUAUGGCGCUGAGUUUUCAAGAAGCUGAAGGCUGUCUCGUGAUCUGGGAGUACCUCAACCAUGUCCAGAAAUCGCUACAAGCAUUGAAUCCAGAUGAUGCGCUCUCUGACGACGCUAUGGAAAGCUUCUCCAACGCGAUAACACUGCCAGAUCCAGAGCUUGGAAAUCUGCCUGAUAUCGAGCAUGUUAUCCGGAUCGCGAGUAGUACACCGGGUGGACGCGAGGCACUCUCAAAGUUCCUUAUAAGAGAAGAUUACGUCGCAAAGAUCAUUCCCUUGGUGGAGACGUCGGAGGACUUGGAAAGCUUGCAGGAUCUACACAAACUGUGCAACGUUAUGAAGUCGUUGAUAUUGUUGAACGACAAUGCGAUCAUUGAGCACUUGGUGACAGACGAGAUCAUAACCGGUGUUGUUGGUGCGCUCGAGUAUGAUCCAGACUUUCCCACUCACAAAGCCAACCAUCGACAAUAUCUAAACGAUACGACGCGCUACAAAGAGGUUGUCCCGAUCAGAGACCAGGUGAUACAAAAGAAGAUUCAUCAUACAUGGAGGUUGCAAUAUCUAAAGGAUGUGGUCCUGGCACGGAUCUUGGACGAUCCAACCUUUUCCGUCCUCAAUUCGAUCAUCUUCUUCCAUCAGGUUGACAUUGUUCAGCACUUGCAAGGCAACGCAAGCUUUUUGAAAGAGCUCUUUGCCGUGUUCGAUGCCCAAAAUCACGACAUCAAGCGAAGAGAGGACGCGGUGCACUUUCUGCAUCAGUGCGCUGCGAUUGCGAAGAAUCUCCAGGCUCCAGCAAGGGCAAACUUGUUCGCCAACUUUAUCAGCCACGGCCUUUUCAACGUCAUUACUUUUGCCAUAAAACACCCCAACCCCUCCAUGAGAACUACUGGUAUCGAUAUUCUUGUUGCGCUCCUUGAUCAUGAUCCGAUGAUGAUGCGGGGAUAUAUGCUUAAAGCUGUUCACGACAAGAAAUCCCCCCUUACCGACACCAUGAUCGAACUCUUGCACGCUGAGACCGACCUCGGUGUCAAGAACCAGCUUGCUGACGCCAUCAAGAUUCUGCUUGACCCUCAGGCCCCUGGACAGGAAACUCCAGGAAAUAGGAAUGGAGGAGAAUUCAUGCCCAAAAUUUCCCGACAGCCUCAAAUUUCACCUUCGCAGGCAGCCAACGAGCAGUUUGCGCAGGACCAUUUCGAUGGGUCAUGCAAAAGGCUUUUCCGCCCCCUACGAGACCUCAAAGACCGAGAGACCAUGCAAGAUUUCACCUAUCAAGAAGUCUCUCUACAUACGCACCUAGUGGAGAUUCUUACGUACUUCGUCCGAUCACAUUCGAUACGUAGUCGCCACUUCGUACUUUCCGAGAAGUUGCCAGCAAGGGUGGCCCAACUCCUCCGAGUAUCACAAAAACCUCUAAAACUCACAGCCCUCAAGUUCUUCCGGACCUGUGUCAGUCUUCAAGACCAGUUCUACGUCAACCAAAUGAUGCAGAAUAGCACGUUCGAUUUCAUCCUCGACAUCGUCAUCGAAACGAUGCCUCGAGAUAACCUGUUGAACUCCGCCUGUCUGGAAAUGUUCGAAUUCAUCAAGCGCGAGAACAUCAAGAACGUUAUCUUACAUGUCGUGGAGAAGUAUCGGGACAAAGUAAAAGACAUUACGUAUGUUGAUACAUUCCAAAAUCUAAUCAAUCGCUAUGAGCAAAUGCAAGGCUAUAACGCAGACAUGGGGCAAACGCUCUUCAGUCAAGACGACGAAUCACCAUCAACCGCGCGAAACCAUAUCAACGGCGGCCACCGAUGGCAAGGUAUCAAAGAAAUGGACUCGGCACAAGAAGAGUACUUCAAUACCUCGGAUGACGACGAAGAAGGAGGUCCCGUGAACCGCGAAGACGUGAAUAGAGUCCGCUCGGAUCGCUUCGAAUAUCAUUCACAUCGGCUUAAAAUGGGAGGUCUCCCGAACGGAAACACAGCGAAAUCUAAUACUGGUGCUAAUACGUCGCCCAUGAGCGGAGGAGGUGGGAAGCCAUUAGUCGACUACCCGGAGGACGAGGAUGACUUUGUAGACGAGAAUAUGGAUGUCAGAUCUAGCUCUGGCUCCGGCUCUGCACCGGUCUUAACACCCCAGACUCCCGGUACACCGGAGAGUAUGACGAGCGAAAAAGAGAACACGAGCCCUGAAAGUAUCAAUAAUAGUAGUAGCAGCAGUGGACAUCGCAGACUCCAGCCCUCCCCCGAUAUCCCAGAAAAGAUUCUCGAGAAGCGGAGAAGAGAAGACGAUGAGGACGAGGAUGACGAGCUGAGUAAGUUGUCGACAGGUAUCAAACGGCGAAACUCCACGAGUAGUCAUUCGAGUACUACCAGUACUGGCACGUCUUCGUUUCCUGGGCUGAGGAGGAAGAAGAGUCUUUUGAGGAAUAAACAGCAACAACAGAGCCAGGGUCAGAGUCAGGGUCACGGUGGCGCAGGGAAGGGAGACGAGCGCUCUUCGACUUCACCAGAUGGUGAGACACACGCCGCUGGUGGUGGUAGUAGUAGUAGUAGUGGGAUGCGGACUGGGACUGGGACAGCAACUGGAAAGAAGAAAAUCGCCAUCUCGCUUAGCUCGACGAUCGCUCUGAAGGGUGAGAAGAUUGAAGACGUGUCAAAAUCGAAGUCGAAUCCUCCUCCUCCUCUCCCAGACAUCGUCGCCGCUGUUGAUGGUGAAGCAGCGACAAAGGAUGAUGGAGGGGAAGGAGGGGGAGGAGGAGGAGAAGAAGAAGAAAAAGAAGAAAAGGGAGCAUCAUGA
Messenger RNA from Endocarpon pusillum Z07020, 3027 nucleotides. RefSeq lists its product as uncharacterized. The transcript is spliced from 5 exons. Lineage: Eukaryota; Fungi; Ascomycota; Eurotiomycetes; Verrucariales; Verrucariaceae. Gene Ontology annotation, cellular component: protein phosphatase 4 complex; nucleoplasm. Gene Ontology annotation, biological process: protein dephosphorylation; DNA damage response. Gene Ontology annotation, molecular function: protein phosphatase activator activity. Bases 1 to 3027 code for a protein of 1008 amino acids. The record is from RefSeq and is a predicted model, not a curated record.